Messenger RNA from Poecile atricapillus (Black-capped chickadee), 3153 nucleotides. RefSeq names its product otopetrin 3 (gene OTOP3). Gene Ontology annotation, biological process: proton transmembrane transport. Bases 1453 to 3153 code for a protein of 566 amino acids. The record is from RefSeq and is a predicted model, not a curated record. Gene Ontology annotation, molecular function: proton channel activity. NCBI's taxonomy places the organism in Eukaryota, Metazoa, Chordata, Aves, Passeriformes, Paridae. The transcript has 7 exons. Gene Ontology annotation, cellular component: membrane.
CCUGCUGAUUUUGUGGCCUCUAAGCUCCCUUUGGAGCAGAGAAGCUACAGCCCUAGAAGAAAGGAGGGAGUUUGCCCCUCUGCUACCAAGUUAGGAGAAUUUUGGAGAAAAAUGGGGAAGAUUUUAGGAUCGAUCUCCACCAAGAGAAGUGCCAAGGAACUCAGGGCUUGGGGGUUCAUCCUGGGACACACAAAUUAAUCUUCUCCUUCCAUGGAGAGGUCCAUCCUGUCCUAAUAGACCCUCUAAACUCACCAACUUAGAGAGAAACGCUGAAUCCCUUCUGCCAGCCAAAAAAAACAGGGGAUCAGCUCACCUCAGAGUCACAGGGGCAAGGGCAGAGGGAGCACCUCUGUGCACACACAAAAGAGAAGGGAAUCACUAAAUUUCAAUUCCUCCUCAAACAAUUUCUCCCCAAGACUACCUAUCACAGAAUGCUUAAGGUUCACCCCACUCUCAAACAUAUCUCAGGGGGCUUUUUAUUUCACUCCAGCCACUCUUCACUACAACCAGAGCCACACCCUGGAAUGAAAGCACCUUUCCAUGUACCAAAUCUGUAGAGAGGCUGACCUUGCCUGAUUGCUUUAUGUGAGCAAGAUUUCCCUCUCAAGAGCAAUACAGUCCUACCUAGAUUUUACCAAGAAGUGGAUGGAAAAGCUCCCAGACUCUACCUGGGCCAGUCCCUCCAGCUCCUCUGUGUCAGAGUCCUCACAGCCUUGUGCUACAAGAGGAAAAAGAAAGAAAAAACAAGUACUAAUUAAUUCUUAUAAUUAAUUGAUUAAUAUUAAUUGUUUCCCAGUCUCAGCCCAUCUGGGUGGGAGUUUGGAUCUCCCAGAAGCUUAUUCCAAACUUUACAGAUCUUUUGUUUAUUCUCUCCAAUUCUGCAACAAUUUGUGUGACCAUUCAAGGAGCCUGUAACUCUCAGAGCCCAAAAACAAAAGGAAGAGGUCGGACUCAUCAACUGAAAAUCAAACAGCUCUGAAUUUCAGAGCAGGUCUGAGCUUGCUCUUCAUUUCCACCUAAUCGUUACGGCAGCAAAGGGAAAGAAGAAAACCUGAACUCAGGGCUGGAGAAGCUGUGAAAGGUGAGGGUGGGAAUGGUUUGAGCACCUCUGGUCCCAGCAGCUCCUAGUACUGGUGGGGCAGGACAGAGACAUCAAACACCCACUUUAAUGCUGGUGUAUCUGGACAGGUUUUGGCAGAAGGGCCUUUCCCCUGUGCCCUGAAAUUACUCUGUCCACUGGGAAAUUUUUAAUGCCUAACCUGGGCUAAAAACCAAUCUCCUUUUCCCCUCCAUCCAGCUUCUGGAGAAGGAAGGAGUAGCUGCAAAGCAAGGAAGGGACAUCACCACACAAGUGGCCUUCACAGCACAGCACACAAGCUCCCAUCUCAGCACAUCUCCCCUUUAAGCCUCCCCUUUUAUCAAUGCAGCAAGUGACCCCUAGGCAGAUGAGCCAUGUCUGACAAGAAAGUCUCCAGGCCUUGCCAUCACUGCAAGAGCAGGUCAGCAUCAGCCCCAACAGACACCUCCAAGAUCCACUAUGAGAAGUUCUGGCUGUACCGUCACUGCUCUUCAGUACAGCAGAGGGACCGGCAAGCUCAGAAGGCUGGGCAACUCUUCUCAGGGCUGCUGGCCAUGAAUGUGGUGUUUCUGGGCAGUGCCUUCAUCAGCAGCAUGAUCUUUAACAAGGUGGCCAUCACUCUGGCAGACGUCUGGAUCCUGCUCUCCAUCCUCAAGGUCCUGUGCCUGUUCUGGAUUAUUUACUACCUGCUGGGCACCAGCCGGCAGCCACACGCGGUGCUCUACCGGGACUCCCACGCUGGAGCCAUCUGGAUUAGGGGGUCAGUGCUGCUGUUCGGCAGUUGCAGCAUCCUCCUGAAAGUGUUUCAGAUUGGCUACAGCACAAUCCUCAUCCACUGCAAAUCUAGGGUGGAAAUCGUGUUCCCCAGCAUUGGAAUCCUUUUUAUUUGCACUCAGGCUUACUUUCUGUGGCAUCACUCUAAGGACUGCAUUCAAGUCCAGCACAACUUCACCAGGUGUGGGCUGAUGCUGACCAUAGCCACCAACCUUCUCGUCUGGCUCCUGGCCGUGACCAACGACACCCUGCACAUGGAGAUCGAGUCUCAGCUGCGCGAGGUGGAGCAGCGAUUCGCAGGCAACGAGACUACCUCGUGCACAUGCCCAAACACGACCAUCUGCAAAGUCUUCCAGAAGGGCUACAUCCUGCUCUACCCCUUCAACACCGAGUACUGCCUGAUCUGCUGCUCCGUGCUCUAUGUCAUGUGGAAGAACGUGGGGAGACACAUCAGCCACCACCACAUCCCGCACACCAAGCCCAAAUUCAAGCUCCAGGGGGUGGUCUUUGGGCCACUGCUGGGCACCAGUGCUGUAAUCAUAGGGGCCUGUGUCUUCAUGAUGUACCAGAUCCAGGCCACCAGCUUGGUCCCCAGCCGCCAGGUCUUUGUGAUCUACUAUUCCUACUAUAUUGUGCUCCUGCCCCUGAUGAGUGUUGGCGCCGUGAUUGGGACAAUCAUCCAUGCCUUGGAAAAAAGGGAGCUGGACACGCUGAAGAACCCAACCCGCAGCCUGGACGUGGUCCUGCUGAUGGGGGCAGCCCUUGGCCAAAUUGGCAUGUCUUACUUCUCCAUUGUGGCCCUGGUGGCCACUGACCCCAGGGACCUGCUGAACAGCCUCAACUUGUCCUACUCUGUCCUCCUCAUCUUUCAGAACAUCACCCAAAAUGUUUUUGUCAUCGAUGGGCUCCACCGGCGGCGCGUUUACAGCCAGACACCUCCUGGCAAGAAGGAAGACACUAAAGAAGAGCAGAAUCAUGAAGCCCACAGCCAAAGACGAGUGAGCGUGCUGGAGCUGGGACAGGAGAUCCGGAAAGCUUCCUUGUCCUACAUCCAUACCUAUUCUCACCUGAGCUGGAAGAGAAGAGUCUUGAGGGAGAUCUCGUUCUUCUUGAUUUUGUGCAACAUCAUACUGUGGGUCAUGCCCACAUUUGGGGCUCACCCUAUCUUCGAGAAUGGAAUGGAAAGGUCAUUUUAUGGCUACUCCACCUGGUUUGUGAUCGUGAACUUCGGACUCCCCCUGGGUGUGUUUUACCGCAUGCACUCAGUCGGGGGGCUCCUGGAGCUCUAUGUAACAGCCUAA